CCACACCUGCCCUGCUAAGCCACGCCCCUCGUCUGCAAUAAAACUCCCUCGUGACAGGAAGACCUGUCAAUCCCUCCCAAAACUACACGAGCACAACUUGUUGGCAGGUUGACAUUGUUGGCUUGGAGAAAAAAAAGCGAAGCAUUGCGGCACUGAUCGUGUCUAGUGGAGCACAAAUACCGACGUGGGAGCUUCAUCGGGCCUCCAUGCUCCUGCAGUCCGGAGGGUGUUAAGAUCCAUGGAAGUGGCAGGUUUCUACGACGAGGGCGGCUUUGCUAUUCACGCGAGAGACAGCAUUCUCAACCCGGUCGGCGGCGGGGGUGGGGGCGGCUCGUACUGGAGGCUCGGGGACUCGAUGACCGAGUUGGGCAUCGAGGAGCGGGAGAGAGCGAUCGACUUCAGCGUCUACCUGGACCCGGCCGUGCACUGCCCGCAGCUGGCGGGGCACACGCACCCUCCGCAGGGGGACGUCUUGUCCGACUUCCUGGCCGACAACAAGCUGAAGAGAGUGGCCAACUUUCGGAACUACACGCUGCUCAACGAGCUGGAGGCGGCUCAGCGAGACGGCCCGCGGGAGCCCCGGGGGCCGCCGUACGGGCUGGGCUACGCCGACCUGCAGGAGACGCGUGUGGACAGCGUGCUCGCGUCGGAGCUGAUCCGCUACCGGGCCGCCGCCAACCCCUCCGACAGAGACGAGGACGCGAAGAUGGACAACGGCUCGACGGGCUUCGACAUGAGGUCCUACCUCCAGUACCAGUCCACCAGUGGGAGCAUGGGCAACAUAUCUACGGCGUCUUCCACAUGCUCCAGCCCGCCCGGAACACCGGCGCCGGCAGGUCAGGGCAGGUCCCCUUCGCACGGCGCCAAGCUCUCCGGGAAGUCGAAGAAGCGCCUGGACAAGGACAGUGAAGAGUACCGGCUGCGGAGGGAGAGGAACAACCUGGCGGUGAGGAAGAGUCGGGAUAAAGCCAAAAUGCGCAACUUGGAGACGCAACACAAAGUGCUGGAACUGGCGGCGGAGAACGAUCGUUUACAGAAGCGAGUGGAGCAGCUGUCAAGAGAGCUGGCGACCCUGCGGAACCUGCUGUCGGCCACCGGCCAGUGUUAGAGAGCCGAGGACUGUCCGUUUUAGGAGGGUGGUAUGCCGCGACCACCAGUUUACAUAUAGACACUUUGCAAUGAGACUGAAGAAGUGGCUUGCACGGAUUGCGCAAUCACUGACUGCACUUCUGGACAUGUCACCUUAGCUUUGUUAUUCUCGUGUAAGUGUGUAUAUGCAGUAUUUGUGUGCUGGCUCGACAUACAUGCGAAUUUAUACAUUUUUUGUGUAACUGGAGCAGCGGCUGGUUGUCAAGGGAAGAGUUGUGCUGCAGUGAAAUGAUGCAACUCUUUGUAAUAGUAUUGGCAAUGGAUGAAAUAAGUCGAAUUAUUUAAUAUGCCCACAGUGAAAUGCAUUUAAUUGUACUUUAUAUUUUGUUGAAUAAAAUAAUUUCUACUUUUGUUCUAACAAUUUUA
Molecule: messenger RNA, 1515 nt
Organism: Entelurus aequoreus (snake pipefish)
Lineage: Eukaryota; Metazoa; Chordata; Actinopteri; Syngnathiformes; Syngnathidae
Gene: cebpb
Product: CCAAT enhancer binding protein beta
Exons: 1
Coding region: 239-1108 (289 amino acids)
Biological process (GO): regulation of transcription by RNA polymerase II; DNA-templated transcription
Molecular function (GO): RNA polymerase II cis-regulatory region sequence-specific DNA binding; DNA-binding transcription factor activity, RNA polymerase II-specific
Source: RefSeq, a predicted model, not a curated record